ACUAGACUGCUGCUCCUGGUCCUGUUUGAGACUCUCUGGACUCUGUUGAUCCUGGAUCACUCUGUCCAGGUUCAGGUCUUGUGGUGAAUCUGGUAUCACCUCUGUUUGGGAGCGCUGGAGCUCAUCGUCCGGAGGGGAUUCUGGGAAAUCUUCCUCCAUCAUACUGAGAGUCUUCGUCUGAAAGAAUCAGAAACAGUCGGUGAAUCUCAUCCUCACAGACCCAAAGUAGGGCAGCCGGUCUGGUUUAAAGACUGGAGGCAGGAGCGGCACCAACCAGGACUCUGAUCUGAGUCAUUUAUCAACCUGCCUUAUCAAAGCAGUCAAAGUCUUCAGGACGGUUCAGAUCGGAUCGGGUCCAGCAGCAGCCGGAAGUCUGAAGCGGUGUUGAGGAUCUGGUCCCAGCAGCCCUGCGAUGCUCCCGGAUGCUCCUCCGCUGUUAAACCUCCUCCUCCUUCUCCUCCUUCUCUUCCCUCCUUUUCUCCUCCUUCUCUUCCCUCCGCUGUCCCGUGGAGACGCGCGCUUUCUCCGUCCGAUGUGAGUUGGUCGGUGCGUAAUAGUCCGGCUCCGUGCGCCGUCAUGUCUUAUCCUCAGGGUUUCCUGUUCCAGCCGUCCGUGUCUCUGGCUCUGCACUCCUCCUGCCCGUCCUUCGGUACCGGGGUCAUGUUAGGACCGAGGACGGAGGAGCUGGGUCGCUCCUCUCAGGGCUCAGCCUUCGCUCCGUACUCGGGACCGGCGACCUCUCCCGGAUUCAACUCCCACCUCCCGUACGGCGGGGAGCCCCGGGCCGCCGCCACCCUCAGCUCCUUCGUGAGUCCCGGCUAUGAUCCGUCCUCGGGACUCUCCAGCUCCUUGGACUACCACCCGUUUGGGGCCCUGGGGCCCUACCCGUACGGAGACCCCACCUACAGGAAGAACGCCACCCGGGACGCCACGGCCACGCUGAAGGCCUGGCUCAAUGAGCACCGGAAGAACCCGUACCCCACCAAGGGGGAGAAGAUCAUGCUGGCCAUCAUCACCAAGAUGACCCUGACCCAGGUGUCCACCUGGUUCGCCAACGCCCGCCGGCGCCUGAAGAAAGAGAACAAGAUGACGUGGACGCCACGGAACCGCAGCGAGGACGAGGAGGAGGAGGACAACAUCGACCUGGAGAGGAACGACGAGGACGAGGAGCCAGUGAGGCCGAACAACGAGGAGCCGGAGUCGAAGGGAGAAACCGCCCCCCGCCCCCCCUCCGUAGUGGACCUGAUGUUCAGGGACGACAGCGGCAGCGACACCGAUCGAGGUUUCACCGAUCCGGACUUUAAAGACUCGGGAGACCGGAGGCAGCCUCGCAUCCCGGGCCCUGCCUCCACGGGGGCGCCGCCUCCUCAAAACACCCCCCCGCCGGCACCGGAGCGCACGUCGAGCCCGCCAUCUAAAGAGCACACCAACUCCUGCGGCGCCAACCCGGCCCCCAAACCCAAACUGUGGUCGCUGGCUGAGAUCGCCACGUCUUCGGAUAAAGGAUCUACUGACUCUUCCCGGACCCUGUUCCCACACAGCCCCGCCCUCCCCCGACACCUCUACUACUCCUCCCCCUUCCUCCCCCCCGGAUACUCCGGAUACGGCCCCCUGGGGCCCCUGCACGCCAGCCCCGGCUCUCAGCUGGCCUCACAUCUAAAUGGAUUACAGCAGACGAUGCUGCAGAGGGCCGAGGCGGCGGCCAGAGACUGCCGGCUGCGUGGCCCCGAACUCAAGAAAGGCAUGACGAACACGUAGACCUGGACCCGGAUCUCACCGGGACCGGACUGUGUUUGUGGACCCGGGUGUGAGAGGGACCGGACUGUGUUUGUGGACCCGGGUGUGAGAGGGACCGGACUGUGUUUGUGGACCCGGGUGUGAGAGGGACCCGCUCAGGCCUCAGACUUUUAUUUAGAAACUCAAAUGUUUUUCUAUGUUGAUAAGAUGUAAUCUUUGUAGUGCGUUUCUGCACAGACCCUGAAGUGAAUCAUUAAAAGAUAGUUUUAUUAA
Molecule: messenger RNA, 2010 nt
Organism: Dicentrarchus labrax (European seabass)
Lineage: Eukaryota; Metazoa; Chordata; Actinopteri; Moronidae
Gene: irx5b
Product: iroquois homeobox 5b
Exons: 5
Coding region: 577-1758 (393 amino acids)
Biological process (GO): regulation of transcription by RNA polymerase II; cell development; neuron differentiation
Cellular component (GO): nucleus
Molecular function (GO): RNA polymerase II cis-regulatory region sequence-specific DNA binding; DNA-binding transcription factor activity, RNA polymerase II-specific
Source: RefSeq, a predicted model, not a curated record